CAGUUAUGCAAUCUUUACCGCCCGAUUAUUCUCCAAUCUCCAUCAACUGUCGAAACAUUCAACAUGGAAACGAGCAGAUGAGAAUCAUAAUCAUCCGAUUCAAAUAAUAAAGAUCAUACUCUUUCCAAUUUGUCGAAACAAAAUCCUUGAAUUUGUUUCGAGUCCAAUGAUCGCCUUCCUUUGGCAAUGGCGUCGUUGCUGGCACCGUCCAAGAGGUACGCAGCUGGAGGACUGUUCGGUCUGGCUUUGCAUGCGGCUCAGCUGCAUCAGACUCAUCCUCUUGGUUCGAUUACUGACCAGCAGCGCUUCAACAGUUGCGAAUGGCUACCCGAAGAUUCUGACCUUUGGGUCCAUGAGAAAUCCGGCCUCCUCCGUCCCGUCUUCAGCAUUCUAGAAAUUGAUAGAAAAUCAUGGUUAGGGCUUGAGGAAGUGGCAAGAUCUUCUCCUUCAAAGGGUUUUGUAGAAGAGUUCUUGGGAGUACUUUCAGACGAGAGUGAUGAUACUUCUCCAGAGAUUAAAGAUAAAGAACUUAAUCUUUGUAAAGCACUACAUUCCAUUGUUGAAAGCAUGGAUAAAACAAGGGACAUUCAAUUUAAGUUAGAGAGGCAUCAACAAUAUAAGAUUGACUGCCAGAAGAAAUACGGCACAAUCCCAGAGUCUAGCUCCGAUGAAGUACCUGAACUUUUUAAAGGCACGGAUAAUGCAAGCUGUAAGAUGGUUAGAACUGAACAGGAAGGCAGUCAUUCCGGUAAAGCAUAUGAAAGUUCUCUACUAGAGGCAAGUCAGCCAAGUCAAUCGAGGAAAGUGACUGUUCUAUACGAGCUUGUAUCUGCUUGUAUUACCCAUACAGCUGAAGAUUGCAAAGACAGUGCACAAAAAGAAAAGGGCUAUUAUUCUCAACAUCGGGUUGCAUUGAGACUUUUGGCAUCCUGGCUCAACAUCAAGUGGAAUACAAUGGAAGCUAUUGAGAUAAUGGCUGCCUGCUCUGCAAUAGCUUUAUCAGAAGAGAAGGCAACAGAUGAUGAUGAUGAGGUCCUAUCACCAGAAAGAUCAUGGGAAAAAUGGAAGCGUGGGGGAAUAGUAGGUGCAGCUGCAUUAACCGGCGGGACUCUAAUGGCAAUUACUGGUGGUUUAGCUGCACCAGCUAUUGCUGCUGGUUUAGGUGCUUUAGCUCCUACAUUUGGCACUAUUGUUCCUGUAAUAGGAGCAAGUGGGUUUGCAGCAGCUGCAGGUGCUGCAGGAACAGCUGCUGGCUCAGUUGCAGUGGCGGCAUCAUUUGGGGUUGCUGGAGCUGGACUUACCGGGACUAAAAUGGCUAGGAGAAUUGGAAGCAUUGAAGAAUUUGAGUUCAUACCCAUUGGAGAGAACCACAACCAAGAGAGACUUUCUGUUGAGAUCGUUAUCUCAGGUUUCGUUUUUGAGGAGGAGGAUUUUGUAAUGCCUUGGGAAGGACAAAGCGAUUGCAUGGAAAGGUAUGCACUACAAUGGGAAUCUGAGAACCUGAUUGCUGUAAGCACUUCCAUUCAGGACUGGCUCACAUCUAAAGUUGCCAUGGAGUUUAUGAAGCAAGGGGCUAUGCUGACUGUAUUAGGAACACUUGUGGCAGCAUUAGCGUGGCCAGCGACGCUGCUUUCCGCCACUGACUUUAUUGACAGCAAAUGGGCAAUUGCUUUGGACAGAUCUGAUAAGGCAGGGAAGAUGUUAGCAGAGGCAUUGAUGAAAGGAUUACAGGGACAAAGGCCUGUGACUCUUAUAGGUUUUUCUCUCGGAGCUCGAGUGAUCUUCAAAUGUCUCCAAUUCUUAGCUGAAUCUGGACAAAAGGCCCACCUUGUAGAAAGAGUUGUUCUACUUGGCGCACCUAUAUCUUUUGGAGACGAGAAUUGGGCAUCAGCUAGACAGGUUGUGGCUGGGAGAUUUGUGAAUGCAUUCUCCACAGAUGAUUGGAUGCUUGGGAUAGCCUUCCGUGCCAGCCUGCUUACUGAAGGAUUAGCUGGAAUUCAACCUAUAGAGGUCCCUGGAAUUGAAAACGUCAAUGUAACACAUUUGAUAGAGGGACACUCUUCUUAUCUUUGGGCUACCCAACAGAUCAUACAAGAGCUUCAAUUGGAUUCGUAUUACCCUGUCAAGGGAAGUCUUGUAAAACCCUAAAGUGGAAUUUUUCUCGUGUUAUAGAGUUCUUUGGGAUUUAAAAUACUAGGGAUAAAAACAUCAUUUCAAAAAGAAACAAAAACCCUUCUGGCUUUAACUUUGUGGUUGUGGGUUAGAGCCCCACGGUUGUCCUUUUAAGAGAAAGAGAUUCUAUCAUUUUAAGUUCUUUAAUUUUGAGAUGGAUAAUCUAGAUGAUCAAAUCUUGUUAAUAGAAUUAAAGCAUAUUUUGUCUAAUAUGAUGAGCACAAUAAAUC
Messenger RNA from Impatiens glandulifera, 2402 nucleotides. Its product is annotated as transmembrane and coiled-coil domain-containing protein 4-like. The coding region runs from base 187 to 2148 and encodes 653 amino acids. The transcript has 15 exons. NCBI's taxonomy places the organism in Eukaryota, Viridiplantae, Streptophyta, Magnoliopsida, Ericales, Balsaminaceae. The record is from RefSeq and is a predicted model, not a curated record.